Molecule: messenger RNA, 339 nt
Organism: Schizophyllum commune H4-8
Lineage: Eukaryota; Fungi; Basidiomycota; Agaricomycetes; Agaricales; Schizophyllaceae
Exons: 1
Coding region: 1-339 (112 amino acids)
Source: RefSeq, a predicted model, not a curated record
AUGCUUUCUCAUGCGCCGACACCCGCCUUCCGACCAGCCCAACGCUCUACAGGCUACUCGUUACGAGCUCCAGACGGCUGCUGCGGAGGCUCAGCCUUCGCCUGCCCGCCGCCCUGGCUAUUCUCGCGGAUCUGUGUAUCGCACAAACUCCCUGAUCCCAUCCACCCACAUACGAACCUGCCGCGGAGGGAUACAUCCUCCGAUCGCUUGCUUCAUGUCCCCCUCCCUCUUCAUGUCCAAUUCUGCUCCUCCCCAAGAUCCACAGCCAUCGCCUCAGUCACAGCCCGCUCGACCUCGCCGCGUCCCUUCUCCCACUGCCUGUUCAUGAAAGUGGCUUGA